Messenger RNA from Aspergillus alliaceus, 849 nucleotides. RefSeq lists its product as uncharacterized. NCBI's taxonomy places the organism in Eukaryota, Fungi, Ascomycota, Eurotiomycetes, Eurotiales, Aspergillaceae. Bases 1 to 849 code for a protein of 282 amino acids. The record is from RefSeq and is a predicted model, not a curated record. The transcript has 5 exons.
AUGAGACGUCCCUUGCGUGGAGCCCAUGUCUACGCCCACCCGGGCGGCGAUGGUUGCGAUGACGCAUGGCAGCACGCUAAGCAAUACAAACACGCGAUCCGCAAGUUUGUUUCCGAUGGUGGACGGUUCAUGCGAUCCUGUGUCGGUGCACAUCUGGCUGGACCGUGGACUGGGCUUUUCGGAACUGGAAGCCCGACGGGACGCCUGGAUAAGGGUCAGUGGGUGUACUUCCAGGAUGGCGCGGUGAUACAUUUGCCGGUCACUUAUCAGGGCGUUGUUAUGGGACGAUGCUCCACCAACCAGGAAGUCGCAGUCUCUGUGACUCCGUUUGGCAAGGGCUGGGUUGGUUUGGUUGGACCACAUCCAGAGGCAGACGAGAGCUGGUAUGAGGACGCCGAUAUAACUAACCCGGAGGGAGUUCGCUUUGACAUCGGUCAUGAUUUUGUGGAGACUAUCAUGGCCCAAGACAAAGGAAAAUUGCAGAGUUACGGAUACGGUGCUCCUGAGUGUGUUCCGGGGAGCUACUCGAUUCUGGUCGCUUUCUUCCAUCACACGGAAGCUUUGCCCUGUACCCUGCACACAACAAUUUUCUUCGCUGGAGCAUUGCGUAGCUUUGUCAAGGACGCACCAGUGUUAGAUCCCAAGGAUCUUGGCUUCUCCACCCAAGGGCGCACUUCUCGUGGGAUCACACCACCAGCGGUAGCGAUCAUGGUAGACGCGGUUCGAUCGUGGGAAGUGCUGAUGGGACAGGGAGAGCAGCAUGCCCAGGGCGCUGGGUGGGAGCAUGCAAUGCGGUCAUUUAGCCAUGCUCCCCGGUCGCUGUGUCCCCAGUCUUUAUGGACAGGCUGA